Pectinophora gossypiella (pink bollworm) is the source of this 5201-nucleotide messenger RNA. RefSeq lists its product as uncharacterized. Gene Ontology annotation, molecular function: protein binding; GTPase activator activity. The coding region runs from base 1 to 4575 and encodes 1524 amino acids. Gene Ontology annotation, cellular component: cytoplasm. Lineage: Eukaryota; Metazoa; Arthropoda; Insecta; Lepidoptera; Gelechiidae. The record is from RefSeq and is a predicted model, not a curated record. The transcript has 18 exons. Gene Ontology annotation, biological process: activation of GTPase activity; regulation of small GTPase mediated signal transduction.
AUGCCCCAGUCCCCUUCACCUCGUCUCCGCCACUACAGGACUAUGACGGCAAUAUGUUUCGUUUGCAAUUUGCCGAUACUGUCACAUCAAGUGGGGUUGGUGUGGGCGGGGGGGAAUGGCUGGGACGAAUUGACGAGGUCGACACUCGAGGAAAACACCUUGAGACAGCGGCUCGGCAGCAGACGAGACUCGGCUGCUCAGGUGUCUUGCCUCUCUCCACCAGAACCCGACCCAAGCGAACAAAGAGGGGCUCCUCGCCGGCGCCGCUCGUCUUUGGCUCAGCUGACAGACAUCCUGCGCGAGUGGGGGGGCGGUGGCAGCAGUGCGCCACGCCGCCAGCGCGCUCCGCUCUCUCGCCGCGAGACCCUCGCAGACCUGGCCCGAUCAUUGCCCUGGGCGCGUCACGACACCGCUCCACGAAGACGCCGCGACUCCUCCGCUGACUCCGGCAUUAAAUCAAUGGCCUCCAAGCGACGCGACUCCAAAGCCGCUCCUCAAGAUUUCCGCGCAGAUUUUCCCAAUUACUGGGAUCGGCGAGACUCAACCACCGUUAUGACAGCAAAAGAACGGCGCGUUAAAAGGCGUGCCUCCAGAGAAGACACUAAAGACCGUAGAGAUUCAGUUGACGGACACCGUCAUCGACGCGAUUCAGUCGCAACACCGGCCCCGAGGAUAGUCGGAACGCAAAGGAAACGUCGCGCUUCUCCACCAGCGCCUGCUGCACCAUCAUUUGUUGAUGCAUCUUCAGAUCCUGGACCUUCGACACACGCACCAUCGGUGACUAUAGUGACAGUACAUGAACCAAGUCGUUCGGAUGGUGAAUGUCAGCCAAUGACGAUGCCUACCAUCAUAACAUCUGCAGUCACACCUUCACCGACGUCUCCAACAAUACCGGAUACAAUAACUAGUAGUGGGGGAACUCAAACUGCUCAAGCAUGCCAAGCGUCUCCGGCCACACAAGGUACCCAAGCUACUCCAAGUGGUCGAACACCUCCUAAUUUAGGUGGUCGUCGAGAUUCAACAACGCAGUGUGGCCGAACAAGACGAGAUUCUCGAGCCGCUGCAAGUCCUGAAAGGCGAUUAGGCCGGUUGCAGCGACAGGCUACCGCUUACGAUGAUCCAAAUGGUCCUCCAGGAACGCGACGCAGAGAUUCUGGACCUUCCUUAGGCCCCGAUGAUGAGGGACGAGCGAGGAGGGAUUCUCUGAGCCCUGACUCUGCAGCACGACCAAGAAGAGAUCGGUCACAGUUAAGCCCCGAUAGAGCUGGUGGUGGUGAGCUAAGUCCUUCAGCUGCUAGACGGAGGAGUAGACUGAGGAGACAGGCAUCAUGUGCGAGAAUGGGCCGUGCUCGCAGUCCGGAAUCAAGUUCCUGUUCAAGCCGAGAUCCCAGCCCGUGUGCUCGACCACCGGAGAGAACAAUGAUACGACGACAAUCUACAACAGAAGAAAUUCUGAUAGCACGAGGCUUUCGCAGGCAAUCCACCACCGAAGAAAUGAUACGCUGCCGGAACUUCAGGCGGCAAAGCUCGCAAAGUGAUGACGCGUGCAUGCGUGCGCGCGGACGUCGAGAUUCCUCAACUCAAAUCCUAGAUGGUACUAUUGGUACCAUGACUGUCGAGACUACGAGCACAUUUUUCGAUUCAAGCACACAGACAGAACCAUCUCCGUUGUACGAUAACAACCACUACCACGAGGAAUGUCUCCGCUGCAACUCCUGCGGGUUGAACCUCACUGGACCCAACCAGAAACGUGCCCGGCGCUUCAAGAACCAAAUCCUGUGCGACUUGCACUUUGCGGACGUGGCGCUGAUGGAGUGCAGCGACUUCAUGCAGCAACUGCGCAGCUUCAAACCGCAGUCCCUCGGCUGCGCAGUCGCCAGGCGCAAGUCUUCCACAACGCUCAUCUUCCCGCUGCCACCGCAAGCUUGUUCAGACGAGUUCUGCGAGGAGUAUCCUCACAACCUGAUCCCGACGCCCGGCUACUGGAUAGAGUGCUCGCGGCAGAAGAUCACCACCGACACCAUCUGGGACGAAUCCGAGUCCGAACACGACAGCGGGCCCGACCGGGACAACGCCGAUAAUGAACGCAACAAGUCAGGAUCGUUGGAUGAAGCCGAAGAAGACAGCAGUGACAACGGCGGUAGCACUCCCAAGAAGAAAACGGUCAUUGAAGAACAAUGGGAGAGGUCAGGCGGCUUCGAACUCACGUCUGUGGAACAAGAGACUUAUGAGAAGUACUUCUAUGGCACUGAACAUUGGAACUACUUUACCAACGACGAAGACCUUGGCCCUGUUAUCCUGUCGAUAAAACAGGAAACGCUCAACGGUAGAGAUCAGUUUAGAAUCCUCGUUCGAGCGAUCAGCUAUACAGUGCACGGUCUGAUCCCAGCAUCAUGCGUGUUUGCGGACAGAUACAACCGGGAGGAAGUGGUCAGGUCCCUCGGGAAAGAGGUCAACAUCAACCCUCCUCUCAUGUUAGGUCAACUGCCCGACACUCCCGAGGAACUGCUCAAGUUGGAUCAGGUAUUCAUAAAAUCAGAACUCAAAGUCGGUGUGAUAUACGUUAAAGAGAACCAAUAUACUGAAGAAGAGAUUCUGGACAAUAACGAAAAUUCACCGCUAUUUGAAGAGUUCCUGCAAGUUAUGGGAGACAAAGUUCGACUGAAAGGGUUCGACAAAUACAAAGGUGGGCUGGAUACGGUGCACGACCUCACUGGUCUUUACUCCGUCUACACAAACUGGCGCGGUAUUGAAAUAAUGUUUCAUGUAUCAACACUGCUGCCGUAUGAGAGACACGAUCCGCAGAAAUUACAAAGAAAAAGACACAUAGGCAACGAUAUUGUGUGUGUCGUGUUCUUAGAAGCAGACAACACCGCUUUUUCACCAGCUUGCAUCAAAAGCCAUUUCUUACACACGUUCAUUUUAGUAAGAGUAUCAGCAAAAAUCAAACGGCGUCCAACACGUUAUGAAGUGUCAGUGGUGACGCGAGAUGAAGUGGGUGCCUACAAGCCCUACCUCUGGGAGCAGAGUGUCUUCGACAAAGGACCUAUGUUUAGAGAAUGGCUGUUAACGAAAAUAGUAAAUGGGGAACGAGCUUCAUAUUCAGCGCCGAAAUUCGCGAGAAUGCAAGAAAGAACUCGAAGUCAAAUGCUAGAGGAUAUAGUAGCGAAUCUGCAGAAUCAUGCUGAGACCGGACAAAUACCCAAGCCUUACAGAAGAGGAUCAUGGCGACCAAUCGGCCACAUGCGCCCAUCAUCUCCACUUCUGGACUCGGUGAGAGACCAGUUUGAAGAUUACGAUCAGCUAGCCAAGGACUUCACCCGAGUGUUCCUAAACAGUGAACUGAAUUGCGCCCAGAACGCCCAGCUGUUUGACGUCGUCUUCAUGGUGGGACAGUCCAAACAGAAGACCAAGUUUAUUGGAGUCCGAGCGAUAUUGGGAGUCAGGAGCAGAGUAUUCCAAGAAAUGCUGUACGGAAUCCAGACGGGUUUCGGAUCACCUCAAGUACCAGUAGCGGAGUUGUUAGCGCGACCAGCACCAACUUUACUCUCUCCCACACCAAAACAGAAGAGCAGUAACUUCCUACAAGUGCCGGAUAUCGAAUCUCCAAGGCCAAAAAGUGUUCCGAGCUCUCCAAUGGUGAAGCGUGCAUUCUCCCGAUUAGGCACGAUCACCGCUGGUUGGGGACGGUCCAUUCGAAAGCAACACUCGCAACUGAAUGCUGAAGACAAGAAGAAGUGGGCGAGUUCACAGGACUGUUCUAAUAAAGAAGGUAAAGACAAGGAUAAAGACAAGAAUCAAGCUUUAGCAGUACCAAGGCUCUCGGUUUGCGCUGAUGCACAAAAAGUCGACAGAGCCAAACUUGCACAAACUGAGUUCUCGAUAAUCGAGUUUGAUCCGGAUACGUUCCGGAUUCUCCUGGACUACCUUCACACCGGCAGUUGUCCGUUGACAUGCGCCUCCAUCCCCGGCCUGAUCUGCGCAGCUGAGCACUAUGACUUACCAGAACUACUGCAAGCCUGCUUCCAUCACGCCAAACAGUUCCUUAGGAUAGAUGUCGUGUGCACGAUGCUGAUAUCUUUAGAAAACUAUUACUGGAGAUAUACUUCAGCGUCAGAGCUGGUGAAUAUGAUCCUUGCCUUCACCGAGCAACGGGCGUACGCUCUCUUCCAGACGCCGGAAUUCCUCAACCUGUCUGAGUCCGUGGUGCAGAUGAUCAUGUGCCGGAACCUUGAAGUACCAGAAGUAAGAAAAUUCGAGGCCAUGCUCAGCUGGGCUAAAAACAAAAUCAAAGCCAAGUCCGCCAAUAAGACUGAUGCCAAAAAUGAAUUUAAAUGCAUUAUGGAGAGGCUAGCUAGGGAUCUGAAACUUUAUAGGAUCUCACCCCAGGAAUUGAUCAAAGUGGUUCUCCCGUCGAAGGCAAUCAAGAAUGAACGUAUACUGGAGACACUGAUGUACCAGGCUAACUCAGGAAUGUACAGGAUUCAAGACAGUUACAUAGAAGCGUGCCAACAACGUCUGCAGAAACAGGACUCGAGAUUUUCCGAAUUCGAGAGCUUCGACUACGGUAUAUAAAUUUGAGAGCUGUGAGGAGAUCAGUGUAUUAGAUAGAUAUGAAGAGUGAAUGGGCUGGGUGGGUCCCUCCUAUAUUGUGGUAUGUUGACGCCUUCUAAAAGUAUUAUUGUUAUAAAUGUACUCAAGUAGGGACGGGAAGCAUGUGUACACUUCUCGGACACCUAAACCCUUGUUGUUGUUCAUUGAUACCUAUAUUUUUUACAUCUAGCUAGACGUGUUCAGCGUAAUCAUCUCUAUUUUUGGUACCAAAUUAGAUAAAUGUAUCUUAUUCAGAUGAAUAAUCAAAACUGGUACAAAUUGAUAUUUUUUUAUUUAUUUGUCGUACAGAAAGUAUCUAAGAUACGUAUAUAAAUAUGUUAUAGUCAAAGCCCGAAGCUCCGUCGCCUCUUCCUAGGUUUGACUAAUCAAUGCCCAGGUCUGGUCACAAGUCAGCCAAAGUUAAAACUUACUCCGCCAUAUUAGGAAAUAAAGACAAAAGAUAAUACCAGGUUUAAAAUACAGUCCGCGCCUCAAAAGAAUUCCACGGAUUUUAAUGGAACUAGGUAAUUUGCGGGGUUUGCCGAAAAGCGUCAGUCAAACCUGAGAGGCUUCCUUUGGCUAUAAUAAUAAUUUUGCAAAUAUAUAAA